AUGGGAGGCUGUUUAGGUUUACAGAGAAAUCGCAGGGGAAGGAAUGCAUCCUCGGACAAUGGAUCUCGCCCGAGUUCUGGUACCAAUAGAAAAAAUCAUCCAUUAUGCCAUGAAACUAUACGUUGGAAGUCUGAUGUUCCCUUAACUGAAGGUCAAUUACGAAGCAAAAGAGAUGAAUUUUGGGAUACGGCUCCAGCAUUUGAAGGGCGUAAAGAAAUAUGGGAUGCAUUAAGAGCAGCUACUGCAGCUGCUGAAACGACUGAUUUUCAAUUGGCACAAGCUAUAUUGGAUGGCGCUAACAUUUCAGUUCCUAACGGAUUUCUAACUGAGUGCUAUGAUGAACUAGGAACACGAUACCAAGUUCCAGUGUACUGCCUUUCUUAUCCUAUAAAUAUUGUGAAAGAAGGAAGCGGAAGAGAUUCUCCAGUUGAUCAAACAGAAUCCUCAGAUGAAGGUUCUGAAAUUAUGUUAAAACUUCGUCUAUCAUCCAAUUGUCAAGAUAUAAAAAUGCCACUCAUGACAAGAGACACAAUAGCACAAGCUAAAAAGAAAUUACAAGCUAAACAGGGCAUUGAACCUCUACAUCAAAGAUGGUUUUUCGGUGGUAAGCUGUUGGGUGAUAAAUUACAUAUAGAUGAAGCUAGAAUUCUUCCAAGUUAUGUAAUUCAAGUAAUUAUUAAUCCUGAACCAACAAAUGAAAGCUGA
Macrosiphum euphorbiae (potato aphid) is the source of this 705-nucleotide messenger RNA. NCBI's taxonomy places the organism in Eukaryota, Metazoa, Arthropoda, Insecta, Hemiptera, Aphididae. The record is from the annotation of a GenBank genome assembly.